Molecule: messenger RNA, 1999 nt
Organism: Dipodomys ordii (Ord's kangaroo rat)
Lineage: Eukaryota; Metazoa; Chordata; Mammalia; Rodentia; Heteromyidae
Gene: S100pbp
Product: S100P binding protein
Exons: 8
Coding region: 204-1457 (417 amino acids)
Cellular component (GO): nucleus; cytosol
Molecular function (GO): calcium-dependent protein binding
Source: RefSeq, a predicted model, not a curated record
GAGGUCGAGGAGGGGGCGACAAAAUGGCGCAGGGGGCGGAGUGAGGCGCAGUCGCUCGCCCAGGCUUUGGCCCAGCUUCCGGAGGAAGGUGGGAGUCAAUCAUUUUGACAAGUCUUCUGAAAGGAACAGCCAGAAGGAGUUGAAACUCUCUUCCAUUUGGUCUCGUGGCAAAGGCAGAUAUCGCUCCAACAGCUCCAUAAAAUAUGACGUGCUCACUCGUGCCCUCUGAACAGUCUUCUGGAACCUCUUUUUUGCCUAAAGACAAUGCCCCAUUUUCUUGGGGUUCCUUGGAUGAGGAUGGAUUAGAUGACUCUUUGUUAGAGUUAUCUGAUGGAGAAGAAGAUGAUGGCCAUUUCAGUUUCACUGAGGAAGAGAUUGAGGUGCUCUUAAAGGAUGAUGGUGAUGAUGGGCAUGAUGAAAACAGAGGAAGAGGGAGUCAGAGUCUACGCCAUAAUUCCCAAGAAAAAAAUUCAUCGUAUAGCUUGGUACCAAUAGCUGAGACCUCUGGCUUCUUCAAACUACCUCAGCUAAGUACAUCACUUGGUCAUGGACCAAAUUCUACAAAACCAUUAGACAGAAACUCUGUACUUGAAAAAAAUUUCGUAAAAGUAACUGUUGCACCAUUUAAUCCAACAGUUUGUGAUCCUGUACUUGAUAAAGAUAAGACUGAUUCAUCCAAGGAUACUGAAAAAUCCUCCUCCCUUGAGGAACAGAUGAGAGAAGAUGAUGAUCUUAGUCCAAAUGAGAGCAAACUUCAUACUGAAUCUGAAGGGAGCAACCUCAAUCCCACCGUGGAUGGGUCCUUGCUCUCUUCUUCAAACAAUAACCUGCAACAGACUAUAUCUGAGAAAAAUACACCUGGCAGCAAGAAAUCUACUCCUGAAUUGCCUCAGAUCUCAGACCAUUUAGAGACAGCUAAUACAGGAUCAUCCUGGAAAAAUGGAUCACAUAAAUCAAGUUCUGAAGUGAGAAAUUCAGUUUCCAGUUCUUCAAACAGACAGAAUAUUCAUGACAGGGAUUCUGGGGAGAUGAAAGCUCGUGAGAGAAGCGACAGAAGAGUACUAGGCAAAGUCAUUCCUGUUCUACAAACCAAAACUAGGUCUAGUGUUUCGACAUUUUCACAAUCUGAUCUAGAAAAGCAGAAGGAAAUUUAUCUCAGCAGAGUCAUUGCACAUAUAGAAGACCCAGGGGACUCCAAUCAAGGCACUGCAGAAGUUGCAGAAAGAACAGAGGGUACUUCGGGGGAGCUGGAUACUUUGAUGGAUCAAGUUCAUAUGCAGAACCCAGACUGGCAGCAUCCUUCAGAUCUUACUACUAGAAAUUAUGCCCGGUUCCGACAGAAACCUCUGCAAAGAUACAGUCUGACUCAGUGGGUUGACAGGAACAAGCGAAGCCACCAUCGGUUCAAGCGUCUACCAGACUUCUAUAGUCCAUAUGUUUCAUCCCAUCAGCAAUGAAGGUCCUAGCCAGGGCCCUGUUCAGAGCAGCAUCUCUUUUCUGCUGUUUUGUGCUUUACAUAUUUUGAAGUUUAUUUUUCACAAAAUUUUUAUUUAACGAACUUGUCACCUUUUGGAAAUGCCCAUUGCUGACUUGAAUUUUUUUGUAUGAGGACCUUCCUGAUUUUGUGUGUUUGUGUGUGUUUAAGCAGUGUUAAAUUGAUGGGUUUGUUUUGUUUUGUUUUUGUUUUAAUUUAAAUUGACUGCCUCUUGAAGAUAAGCAUUAAGCCAAAACCCAGGUUCAACAGAACAUCCACCUCUGUGUAGAGGUAAAGCCUACUUCUGGUGCCCAAAAGAAGUCAUGUUUUAAUCUACUGUAAGGAAGAGAUUCUUUACCAGGCUAUGAGCCAAUGUUAAUUAUUGCUGAUGUCUUGUGAAUGGAUAUAAGUCACUUUGUGUGAGAGUGGGUGUGUUUGCGUGCUUGCACAUGUGCUGGUACUGGAGCUUGAAUUGAGGGCCUUAUGCUCUUGAUAGGCUUUCUUGCUGGCACUCUAUCUCUUGAG